ACAGGGGACCGCGGAGGUCAUCGCGCCCACCCAUCUCAUUGCACUGAUGAGGAGACGGAGCCUCAGAGACUGAAGGACUUCCCCGAGGUUGCACAGGCAGUAAAGUGACACCUGGCAUUCAAGCCCAGCUCCUCCGAUUCCAAAAGAGGGGCCCUUUCCCCCACUUUUUCACGAUGCCUUGACCCUUACCCUGCUGACCCUCAGCCUGGGGAGGGGUCGAGCAGAUUUUUGUUUAAAGAUAAGUUCAUCCAGUACCUUCAGUGGGGAGAUUAGGUCCCAGAGAUGGGGAAUCUAGUCGAUAGCUAGGUGACCCGUGGGGUCAGGAGCACAGCCAAGAGGAAACCUCCAGAUUCCCGGUUCAGAGAAAUAGAAUGACCCGUCAGAGAGCCACAUUCACCUUUCUCCCCUAUUCUACUACCAUAAGCCUGCAGGGGAGGUGCAAUCCUCGUGGCAAAUGGCUCUUGUUAUCUCCAGAUACAGACAUGGUUGCUGUUCUGGGUGAGACCACAGGACACCAAGCUCUGCAGGCACUAAGGGACCGGAUGAGGAGGGACCCCGAGGGUGCCCAGAUCCUGCAGGAACGGCCUCGGAUCCAGCUCUCUACUCUGGACUUGAGCAAACUCCAGACCCUACCGGAGGGCUCCUUUGGUUGGGAGUAUGCCCGCUUUCUUGAUGUUAAUAGGGUAUCCCCAGAUACACGAGCACCCACACGCUUUGUGGAUGAUGAGGAACUUGCUUACGUGAUCCAGCGUUACCGUGAAGUUCAUGACCUACUCCACACACUUUUGGGAAUGCCCACCAACAUGCUUGGAGAAGUUGUGGUUAAGUGGUUUGAAGCCAUCCAGACGGGCCUACCUAUGUGUGUCUUAGGAGCUGCCUUCGGACCCAUCCGACUCAGUGCCAAGAAGCUGAAGGUGUUGAUAUCAGAGCUAAUUCCCUGGGCAAUUCAGAAUGGCCGAAACUCCCGUUGCGUCCUCAGCCUCUACUAUGAACAACGGUGGGAGCAGCCCAUAGGAGCCCUUCGGGAGGAGCUAGGCAUCACUGCACCCCCUAUUGUGUGGACAGGCCGUACUCAGUCCCCAAAGCUCUGAUCCAACAGUUCAUGCCAACCCUGUGCCACUGGGUAACAGGCUGCCCUGCCCAGGACCUUUGCACUCUGUACCCAGGGACAUCUAGCCCCAGAUAAAGGAAUGAAGAAAGUUCAAAAAGUGGUCUUAAAGGGACAUGUGUAUCCCCUUAUCUCCCAAAAGAGAUAUGGGAAUAAAAGGAAUCUGUUUAUUGUUCAGAAGAAAUCUCUGCAGUAGGCCAGAAGCAAUCCGCCACUGCCAUGUAAUUGGAAUUGAAUGGGCACAACACAGAGAAUUCUGUUGAUUUAUCAGGAAUCCAUGGCUCCAUGAAUUUAUUUAAUUUACUCUGCUUUCCCCUGGAAGAAUUCCUUCUACUUCAUCUUACUUCUCCCACUGUUUCACCCUUUUCUCUCUUCUUCCCUCAAAGUUCAAGAAUGUUUUUGGGUGGUUUGCACAGGAUACCGGGAUGUCAACUUUCUGGAUCCAGAAGUGGUAUAAGGAGGGGUGUUGGUUCCAUAGUCUGAAUAAAGCCCUCUUUUGGACCCAGGUA
Messenger RNA from Vombatus ursinus (common wombat), 1617 nucleotides. It is a transcript of the gene COQ4, whose product is annotated as coenzyme Q4. Gene Ontology annotation, cellular component: mitochondrion; mitochondrial inner membrane. The transcript has 6 exons. Gene Ontology annotation, biological process: ubiquinone biosynthetic process. The coding region runs from base 372 to 1091 and encodes 239 amino acids. The record is from RefSeq and is a predicted model, not a curated record. Lineage: Eukaryota; Metazoa; Chordata; Mammalia; Diprotodontia; Vombatidae.